Molecule: messenger RNA, 1003 nt
Organism: Quercus robur (English oak)
Lineage: Eukaryota; Viridiplantae; Streptophyta; Magnoliopsida; Fagales; Fagaceae
Exons: 3
Coding region: 278-634 (118 amino acids)
Source: RefSeq, a predicted model, not a curated record
UGGGCAGUCCUGCACUUUCACUUGACUUUGAAAUUACAAACUAGGACGGUGACUAUUCAUCAAUCGCGGUUGAGGUGUGGACACUGGACUGGAUACCCACAUAUAUCACUUUUACUACUUACAUUACAUAUACAACUUUUUCUCGGUCCGUCCCAUAAUGUCACUCACGCUCGCACGCUCCUAAUUUACGAAACUAGUCCCAUAUUUUUCUUUGUUUUGUUCUUUUUGGGGAAAAAAAACACAACACAACACACAGGCCGACGUUGUUCCAAGAAUCAUGACUCAAGACCCUAAACAAGCUCCUCCUCCUCCUCUUCCUCCUGUUACGCCGUCUCAGCCAACUACUGCCGCCCCGCCUCAGCAGGAUUCGACUCAGGCCGACCCAACUCUUCCUCCGCCGCCACCAACUCCUCCACCACCACCAUUCGAUCCAAGUCGAAUGAUUGGCAUAAUUAAAAGGAAGGCCUUGAUAAAAGAGUUAGCUGCGCUAUACCAUGCUGAGUGUCUCACUUAUUGUCAAGAGCUUUUGGAACUUCAAAAAAAAUGGGAUGAGCCAUUUAUUGACUUGAAGGCUCCAGACAUUUCAAGGAAAGAGACAAUGAGGCCACCCAAACGUCUAAAAAAGGCCCGCUAGGCAUUGAUAUAACGUAAGGUUUGGCAUCGUGAUCUUGCUUAUGCAUUACAAAUUCUUGUUGGUGUGUCCAAAUUUUCCUAGAUCGCCUUUGCUAAGCUUAUAUAACGUAGAUUUUACAUAGGUUACAGUUCCUUGUUUUACAGUUUGCUAUGUAAUCAGUCUUUCUUGGGUUUUUUGCAUCUACUAGUGAAGCAAGUUCUAAACCACUUGUUGCUGAACGAAGUGGGCAAGAGAGAGGGGUGGUUCUUUAAGAGAUGUGUAUAUUCAUAUUGGUGAACUGUGUUGUACAUAAUACAUGGAUGCUUUGGUCAAAUAGGGACCGAUUUAAUUUGAUGUUAUGAGAAAAUGUAUUGCCUAUAUUAUCAUUAA